AUACAAUUAAAUUUAUUGAAUUAUUAAUAAACUUUAUAAUAUUUAUUAUUAAUAUAUAUUAUAAUAUAUUAUAUUAUAUAUUAUAUAACAUUAUAUAUUUGUUUAUGCUCAAUCGCCGACAGCAGCUAAUGCUAUUAUUGCGGUUCGACUAGGUUACAUGCUUCGUGAUUAGCGUUUUUUUAUUAACUCGUUAACAUAACCGCAACGAAAAUUUUUGAGAAAAAAAAGUAUUUGAAAAAUCUCUAAUUUACAUUCUAAUAUUUUUCAUAUUAUAUUUUGUAUAUCAUAUUUUAAAAGAUUAAUAAAAUAGUUAAAAAAUAUUUUUAUUAAUAAUUAAUAAUUAAUAAAUAAAUUACUAAAAUUUUUUAAUUUUUUUAUAUUAAUAUAUAUAUCAUAAAUAAUAAUAUUUUGUGAAAGACGAAUGAAUUAUAUUUAAAAUUUUAUACGAAAAACUAAACAUAUUUACAAUUUAUAUAACAAUAUGUUUAAAACGUACAUACAUACAUAAUAUAUGCAAUUAUAUAUUUAUAUAAUAUAAUUUAUAUAUUAAACGGUACUAAUAUAUAAUUAUUUCAUCAACCAAUAACUAAAUUCAAAAUAUGCGUUAUACAUUUUGAUUUGCUUAUUUCUAGUAACUUUAUUCGAUGAAUAUCCAUAGAUACAAUGAAUAUAUACCACAAUUUUCUUUCAUGUCAGUAAUAUCUUACAAAAAAUACUAACUAGUGAUUUUUAUGUAAAAGCGCUAGUCACAGUUGUAUUUGAUAUUUGUCUUUAGUAAGAAGAAUAAGAAAGUCAAGAUAAAAUAAUUAAAAAUGGCUACUUCUAAAACAACAAAUAUGUAUAAUAGGCAAAAUUGGGAAGAUGCAGAAUUUCCAAUAUUAUGUCAAACUUGUUUGGGUGACAAUCCAUAUAUUCGAAUGACAAAAGAAAGAUAUGGAAAAGAAUGUAAAAUAUGUAUGCGUCCAUUUACAGUAUUCAGGUGGUGUCCAGGUGCAAGAAUGCGAUUUAAAAAGACUGAAGUUUGUCAAACUUGUAGUCGUUUGAAAAAUGUCUGUCAAACAUGUUUACUUGAUUUAGAAUAUGGUUUGCCAAUUCAAGUACGUGAUGCAGCACUUAAAAUUAAAGAUGAUUUACCAAGAUCGGAUGUAAACAAAGAAUAUUAUGUACAAAAUAUAGAUAGUGAAAUUGGUAAAAUAGAUCCCACAUCACCAGCAGGUGCUGUUGGUAAAUCUGCAGCUGCUAGUGAUUUAUUGAUGAAAUUAGCAAGGACUAGUCCUUAUUAUAAAAGAAAUAGACCACACAUUUGCUCCUUUUGGGUUAAAGGAGAAUGUAAAAGAGGAGAAGAAUGCCCAUAUCGUCAUGAGAAACCUACUGAUCCUGAUGAUCCAUUAGCUGAUCAAAAUAUUAAAGAUCGUUAUUAUGGAGUUAAUGAUCCUGUUGCUGAUAAAUUAAUGCGCAGAGCUGCAGCUAUGCCUAAAUUGGAUCCACCAGAAGAUAAGUCCAUUACAACUUUAUAUGUUGGUAACUUGGGAGAUGUUUUAACAGAAAAGCAGUUACGUGAUCACUUUUAUCAAUAUGGAGAAAUACGUUCUGUAACUAUGGUUCCUCGUCAACAAUGUGCUUUUAUUCAGUAUACACAAAGAAGUGCUGCUGAAGCAGCUGCAGAAAGAACAUUUAAUAAAUUAAUAUUAGGAGGACGAAGAUUAACAAUUAAAUGGGGACGUUCGCAAGGAAGGCAAACUGUUUCUGCAGCAGAAGCAACUAGAGAAAUCUUAGAACCUGUACCAGGUCUUCCUGGUGCUCUACCACCUCCACCAGAAAGUAUGGGAAAUAAUUUUUUCAAUCUUCAAACUACUCCUGGUAUGAUGCCACCAAUGAUGAUACCACCUCCACCAGUUGCUCCUCAAUAUAUGUUUCCACCUCAAAUGGCACCUGCCACUGCAACACCAAUUUUUCCACCUGGAACAGCUCCAAUACAUUAUCCCAGUCAAGAUCCAUCAAGAAUGGGUGCAUCUCAAGGAAUAGGAAAACCUUGGCCCGAAGAAUAAUAAUAAAAUUUAAAUUUGUACUAAUUGUAAUUAUAGCAAAAAAAUAUGUAAAAAAAUAAAUAUAUAACUUUGAUUUUCUUUAAA
Messenger RNA from Apis cerana (Asiatic honeybee), 2132 nucleotides. RefSeq names its product pre-mRNA-splicing factor RBM22. Gene Ontology annotation, cellular component: Prp19 complex; U2-type catalytic step 1 spliceosome; U2-type catalytic step 2 spliceosome. Gene Ontology annotation, molecular function: pre-mRNA binding; metal ion binding; U6 snRNA binding. NCBI's taxonomy places the organism in Eukaryota, Metazoa, Arthropoda, Insecta, Hymenoptera, Apidae. The record is from RefSeq and is a predicted model, not a curated record.